Messenger RNA from Colias croceus (clouded yellow), 1342 nucleotides. Its product is annotated as putative nuclease HARBI1. Lineage: Eukaryota; Metazoa; Arthropoda; Insecta; Lepidoptera; Pieridae. The coding region runs from base 149 to 1258 and encodes 369 amino acids. The transcript is spliced from 5 exons. The record is from RefSeq and is a predicted model, not a curated record.
GUCUUGCUCAUUAUGAUUUAGCUUAAAAUCUCGAUUUAAAUUGGCGUCAAAGUUAAACCGGCGUGUAGGUCGGUUUAUAGUUGUUAAAUCUCGAUUUUAUUGACAGAUAACGUUAUUGUAGAUUUGUUCUUUCUUUUAUUACGUGAAAAUGGAUUUAUUAGCUUUAACAGUGGCGUACAAUGAUAAUGAUUUGUUAUCAGACGAUGACGAGCUAAUCGUGCAAUAUUUAGAAACCCCGUUUUUCUCUCGAAGAGUCUAUAAUGGAAGUGAUUUAUAUAGCACGUUACGAGAUGACGAAUUCUUGAAAAGAUUCCGGUUAAGUAAACGCAGUGCAACAUUCCUGCUUGAUAAAAUUAUUCAUAAUUUUCCAAAUACUUUCAACAGAAAUGCUGUAUCCCCAAUGAACCAGCUUCUAUGCACCCUGAGAUAUUAUGCUACUGGUAGUCAAUUAACAGCUUGUGGAGAUGUUAUUGGAGCUCAUGAGUCCACUGCCUGUAGAAUAUUGCAUCGAGUAACACAUGCAAUUGCUUCUUUAUAUUCAGAGUUUAUUAAAAUGCCUGUUACUGUUGAUGAACAAAACAAUGUUGUGGCAAAGUUUUAUGAUAUAGCAAAAUUUCCCCGUUGUAUUGGUGCUAUAGAUUGUACACAUAUAAAAAUUUUAUCUCCGGGUGGUGAUUAUGCUGAAAUUUAUAGGAAUCGAAAGGGCUAUUUUUCCAUUAAUACCCAGUGCAUAUGCUCGGCUAAUUUACUUUUCCUAGAUGUAGUGGCUCGUUGGCAUGGUUCAGUACAUGAUGCUAACAUUUGGGACAACUGUGCACAAAAGAGAAACUUUGUUCAAGGAGUUUACAAUGAAAAAUUAUUGGUUGGGGAUAGUGGUUAUUCUCAGACCAGAUACAUGAUGACACCACUGCCUGAAAAUACACCUAGUACAAGAGGUGAAAAAUUAUACCAGGAGUCUCAAAUAAGAACUCGAAAUGUAAUAGAGAGAACGUUUGGUAUUUGGAAGAGAAGAUUCCCUAUUCUUUCAAAAGGAAUAAAUGUUAAAUUACGAAGAGUGCCAGGUAUCAUUGUUGCUACUGCAGUUCUACAUAAUAUUGCAAUUUUACAAAAGGAUUCAGAACCACCUACAGAUGAAGAUAUACCACAUAUACCUGAUAUACCAAUAGCAAUACCAACAAACUCCAGAACUUUGUCCAGAAGUAUAGCCGGCAACAUUGAACGAACAUUAUUAAUUAAUGAAUAUUUUGCAAGAUUAUAAUUAGAUGGAUAAAUACAAAACAAAAUAAAAAAUAAAUAAAUUCAUUGUUUUUUAUUUAAUUCUAAUGCAUAUUUUUCUUUGAGA